Messenger RNA from Onychomys torridus (southern grasshopper mouse), 1293 nucleotides. Its product is annotated as dynein heavy chain-like. The transcript has 2 exons. The coding region runs from base 1 to 1293 and encodes 430 amino acids. NCBI's taxonomy places the organism in Eukaryota, Metazoa, Chordata, Mammalia, Rodentia, Cricetidae. The record is from RefSeq and is a predicted model, not a curated record.
AUGGGAGCCUGCACCUCUACAGCUGUGCACCUCUACAGCUGUGCACCUCUACAGCUGUGCACCUCUACAGUGUGCACCUCUACAGCUGUGCACCUCUACAGUGUGCACCUCUACAGUGUGCACCUCUACAGUGUGCACCUCUACAGAGUGCACCUCUACAGUGUGAACCUCUACAGCUGUGCACCUCUACAGCUGUGCACCUCUACAGUGUGCACCUCUACAGCUGUGCACCUCUACAGUGUGCACCUCUACAGCUGUGCACCUCUACAGCUGUGCACCUCUACAGUGUGCACCUCUACAGCUGUGCACCUCUACAGUGUGUACCUCUACAGUGUGCACCUCUACAGCUGUGCACCUCUACAGCUGUGCACCUCUACAGUGUGCACCUCUACAGUGUGCACCUCUACAGCUGUGCACCUCUACAGCUGUGCACCUCUACAGUGUGCACCUCUACAGCUGUGCACCUCUACAGCUGUGCACCUCUACAGCUGUGCACCUCUACAGUGUGCACCUCUACAGUGUGCACCUCUACAGUGUGCACCUCUACAGAGUGCACCUCUACAGUGUGCACCUCUACAGCUGUGCACCUCUACAGCUGUGCACCUCUACAGUGUGCACCUCUACAGCUGUGCACCUCUACAGCUGUGCACCUCUACAGCUGUGCACCUCUACAGUGUGCACCUCUACAGCUGUGCACCUCUACAGCUGUGCACCUCUACAGCUGUGCACCUCUACAGAGUGCACCUCUACAGCUGUGCACCUCUACAGCUGUGCACCUCUACAGCUGUGCACCUCUACAGUGUGCACCUCUACAGUGUGCACCUCUACAGCUGUGCACCUCUACAGCUGUGCACCUCUACACUGUGCACCUCUACAGCUGUGCACCUCUACAGUGUGCACCUCUACAGUGUGAACCUCUACAGCUGUGCACCUCUACAGAGUGCACCUCUACAGUGUGCACCUCUACAGCUGUGCACCUCUACAGAGUGCACCUCUACAGUGUGCACCUCUACAGCUGUGCACCUCUACAGCUGUGCACCUCUACAGUGUGCACCUCUACAGCUGUGCACCUCUACAGAGUGCACCUCUACAGUGUGCACCUCUACAGCUGUGCACCUCUACAGAGUGCACCUCUACAGUGUGCACCUCUACAGAGUGCACCUCUACAGCUGUGCACCUCUACAGCUGUGCACCUCUACAGCUGUGCACCUCUACAGUGUGCACCUCUACAGCUGUGCACCUCUACAGUGUGCACCUCUACAGCUGUGCACCUUUUCCAGGAUCUUAUCCUGA